Messenger RNA from Motacilla alba alba, 3292 nucleotides. RefSeq names its product neuronal pentraxin 1 (gene NPTX1). The record is from RefSeq and is a predicted model, not a curated record. Lineage: Eukaryota; Metazoa; Chordata; Aves; Passeriformes; Motacillidae. The transcript has 5 exons. Bases 218 to 1516 code for a protein of 432 amino acids. Gene Ontology annotation, biological process: axonogenesis involved in innervation. Gene Ontology annotation, cellular component: neuron projection; plasma membrane.
GCCACGCGGAGCCGGGCGGGCGCACGGGCGCGCUCUCACGCUCCCAGCCCCGCUCGCUCCGCACUCGCUCCCGCCGCGCUCCCACGCGGGGCCCCCCCGCCGCGGGCCGGGAUCCCGCGCUCCGUGACGCCCCGGCGGCCCCGCCCGGCCGCGAUAAAAGCGGCGGCGCCGCAGCGGAGCCGGAGCCGGCCCGGAGCGAGCGGAGCCGAGCGGAGCCAUGGCCGCGGGGCCGCCCGGCAGCCGCCGCCUGCUGCCGCUGCUGCUGCUGCUGGGGCCGGCGCUGGGGCCGGCGCUCGGCCAGGGCCUGGGGCAGACGCGCUUCAUCUGCACCUCGGUGCCGCUGGACGGGGACGUGUGCGCCGCCUCGGCGCUGGGCAGCGGCUCGGCCGAGGAGCUGAAGGGCACCGUGCUGCAGCUGCGGGAGACGGUGCUGCAGCAGAAGGAGACCAUCAUGAACCAGAAGGAGACGAUCCGCGAGCUCACGGCCAAGCUGGGCCGCUGCGAGAGCCAGAGCGUGCUGGAGAUGCCCGGCGAGGGAAAGGGCAGGAAGGGCUUUUCCAAGAACACCAUGGGCGACCUGUCGCGGCCGGCCGCCGCCGAGACCCUCAGCCAGCUGGGGCAGACGCUGCAGUCCCUGAAAACCCGGCUGGAGAACCUGGAGCAGUUCAGCAGGAUGAACUCCUCCAGCCAGACCAACAACCUGAAGGACAUCCUGCAGAACAAGAUCGAUGACCUGGAGAAGCAGGUGCUGUCGCGGGUGAACAGCCUGGAGGAGGGCAAGCUCAGCCCCCGCAACGAGUCCGAGGAGCGCGGCAAGAUCGAGAGCACCCUCACCUCGCUGCACCAGCGCAUCAGCGACCUGGAGAAAGGGCAGAAGGACAACCGGCCCCCGGACAGGUUCCAGCUCACCUUCCCCCUGCGCACCAACUACAUGUACGCCAAGGUGAAGAAGAGCCUGCCCGAGAUGUACGCCUUCAGCAUCUGCAUGUGGAUCAAGUCCAGCGCCUCCCCCGGCAUGGGCACCCCCUUCUCGUACGCCGUGCCCGGGCAGGCCAACGAGCUGGUGCUCAUCGAGUGGGGCAACAACCCCAUGGAGAUCCUCAUCAACGACAAGGUGGCCAAGCUGCCCUUCGCCAUCAACGACGGCAAGUGGCACCACAUCUGCGUCACCUGGACCACGCGGGACGGCGUGUGGGAAGCCUACCAGGACGGCACGCAGACGGGCAACGGCGAGAACCUGGCCCCCUACCACCCCAUCAAACCGCAGGGCGUCCUGGUGCUGGGCCAGGAGCAGGACACGCUGGGCGGAGGCUUCGACGCCACGCAGGCUUUCGUGGGGGAGCUGGCCCACUUCAACGUGUGGGACCGCAAGCUGAGCCCGGGGGAGGUGUACGGCCUGGCCACCUGCAGCUCCAAGGCGCUCGCGGGCAACGUCAUCGCCUGGGCCGAGGCCAACAUCGACAUCUACGGCGGGGCCACCAAGUGGACUUUCGAGGCCUGUCGCCAGCUCAACUAGGGCCACGGACAAGCGAGAGAAACCUCCUCAGCGGGUUCUUUUAUUUAUUUAUUUAUUUCCUCCUUUUUUUGCGCAAAAACGACCGAGAACGAAGCCACCCGACUUGUCCCGGGAGCAGGGAUGCCCCGGCAGCGGGGCGCCCGCCCCCGGCGCCCCACGACCCUCCGGUUUCUGUCUUGCCAACGUCCUUCAACGCCUGCGUGCCUUGGCCUGGCGCGGCUGCGCCCCCCCGCCGCCCCCCGGCCCGGCCCCCGCUUCGCCGCCGCUUUCCUUGGCCACCGGCGCCUGAAAAGGCUGCGGGGCCCGGCCCAGAGCCCCCUCGGGGCUCCCCUCUGUCCAGCCUGACCCCGGCCCGGCCCAGAGCCCCCUCGGGGCUCCCCUCUGUCCAGCCUGACCCCCCGGAGGCUGCUGCCCCCUGAGCUGGGGGAGAGCUGUAAGAUCCCCCCUCCCCCAGCUGCGCUCCGUUCCGGGGUUGCGGCAGCGGCUGGGACCCCGAGGAGGGGCCGCCCCUCCGCUGCCAGCCCCGGGAGGAGCCGCCCCCUUCCCCGGGAGCCCCGCGCCCCUCCCCGGCCGGCGCUGCCGCCGAGCACCACAGCCAUAGCCCCGGGCUGCGGCGGGCACCGGGGCGGGACCCCCGGCGGGACCCCCCCGGCCCCGCUCCCCGACCUGCCGCUCUCAGGAACCCCCGGCCCCGCCGCCCGCAGCCCCCCGAGGCUCCUGCGCGCCGUAGCUGGUGACAAAUAGCCUUUACCGUCCCCUCCAGUGCAGCUCCCACUGACAGGUCUGAAGCCUUUCUGCUUUUGAUAAUACACUCUCUUGUUUCUCUUACUGUAAAGGGAAGUUUAUUACCAAUAAAAAAGGGUAUUUUUAUGAAGAUAAAAAAUAUAUAGAAUUAUCAGCGCUCCCUGAGGAAAAAAAAAAAAGUGCUUUGAGAUUCUGCAGGAUAAAAAGAGAUAAAGAAGCGUAUUUUGAGAUAACAGAUGCAUUUUGUAUGGUUUCCUUUUCUAAACUCCUGGUUUGUACUACAGAUUGCAGAAAUCACUCCCCAGCCCCCCUCCUGCCCCCCCAGGGCAGCCCUGGGCGGCAGUGGAGGAUGAGGCAGAGAAUUCACCCGGGGCUCCAGAGCCUCACGACCAACUCCAAAGAUGCGGCAAAGAGACGGGCGGAGCGGAGGGGUCCGCGGGGGGCCGGGAGCUGCCCGGGCCGGGCGGGGAGCUCGGAGCUCGGAGCACCGAGCCCGCCCCGCCUCGGCGGCUCCGCGGGGCCGGCGCAGGCAGCGGCAACCCCGGAGCGAGACCCCGCGCACGGCUCAGGGCGGCGGAUCCCCAGCCGCGCUCCUGGUGCAAGAAAAAACGACCCCGAACCAUCGAGAGUUAAUUUCAGUUCCUCCCAAGCCCCCGUUCACAUCGGCGAGCACGGGCACAACCUGCUGAGAGCGACCGCGGCGCGGGUUCAACCCCAGCCCCAGGUGCGUUGGAUUUGCCAAAAAACCACGAAAGGGUGUGAUGUCGACGCAGUGUACAUAGUGUACAGUAGGGGAGAGAAUCGAUGUAUCUUAAUUUGUCAUUAUUUUGCUAACCAAAGCUGUACAUUUUUCCUACUCCUGGCUCUGUCUCCUUUGGGAUUUGAAGGGGUUUGACCCCCCCGUGCAUCCGGCCCGCAUCGGCAGUUCUGACAAUGCACUGUUUCUACGGAUUCUCAUGCUUUUUCCAUUUUAUUGCUGGGAUUACAUGAAUUGUUGACUUUAUUUUUACACAAUAAAGCGUGAAGAAAGAC